AGCCAAUGAGAGUUGCUCGGCUUUGCAGCUGGUUCGAGCGGCCGGCCCGCCUCUUUGCUGUAGCUGGUUUCAACGCUGCCGAGACCGGGUCUCAUUGCGGAGAUCGUCCGUACCUCUGGUGCACUGUUACGCUUUAAUUUUUUUUUGGUUGCUUUAAUUACAGAGGAGACGGCGAAAACCAGUCGUGGGCAUCAGAUUGCGACUCAGGGCAGAACCUUCUUGGCAUUGCAGUUUGCAAAUCUGCAACGUGCAAGGAGAGGUGGGCAGAAGGCUGAGUCGGUGGUCGUUGUGAUGUUGCUGCCGCUGCUGGAGGCAGGCUCGUCCAUCCUGGGAAAUGCCGUGGAAAAGGUGGUGGAAGGCAGCCUGACGUCCACGGUGCUGGUUACUUCAGCUUUUAUCUUAAGUCUAGCAUACUUCUCCAAAAUGACCUUAAAAUAUUAUCAAAAUCCGGGCACGAAGUACCCACCAUAUAUUCAUUCUAGCAUUCCAUUCCUUGGACAUGCAAUUGCUUUUGGAAGAAAUCCGAUUGAGUUUUUAGAAAAUGCAUACUCUAAAUAUGGUCCUGUGUUUAGCUUUACGAUGGUUGGGAAGACGUUUACAUAUUUGCUGGGAAGCGACUCUGCCGCUUUGCUCUUCAACAGUAAAAAUGAGGACUUAAAUGCUGAGGAUGUUUACUCCAAGCUUACAACACCAGUUUUUGGCAAAGGAGUUGCAUAUGAUAUUCCAAACCCAAUAUUUCUGGAACAAAAGAAGAUGCUCAAAACUGGUCUGAACAUUGCACAAUUUAAGCAGCAUAUCCCUUUGAUUGAAGAGGAAACUAUUGAGUAUUUUAAACGUUGGGGUGACAGUGGAGUCAAAAAUUUGUUUGAGGCCCUCUCAGAGCUGAUCAUUUUAACAGCUAGCCGUUGUUUACAUGGAAAAGAAAUUCGAAACCUGCUCGAUGAAAAAGUUGCUCAGCUCUAUGCUGACCUUGAUGGUGGAUUUACCCAUGCUGCAUGGCUUCUUCCUACUUGGUUACCUCUUCCCAGUUUCAGGCGACGGGAUAAAGCACACAGGAAGAUCAAGAAUAUUUUCUAUGAUGUAAUUAAGAAACGGAGGAAGUCGAGUGCCAGGGAAGAUGACAUACUGCAGACCUUACUGGAUGCUACCUACAAGGAUGGAACUCCUCUGACUGAUGAUGAAAUUGCAGGCAUGCUUAUUGGGCUGCUGUUGGCAGGGCAGCACACUUCCUCUACUACCAGUUCCUGGAUGGGAUUCUUCUUGGCUAAAGAUAAAGAACUGCAGGAGCGUUGCUAUGCAGAGCAGAAAGCUGUGGCUGGGGAGGACCUGCCACUGCUCACCUACGAUCAGCUGAGGGACAUGACUUUGUUGGACCGCUGCUUAAAGGAAACCCUCAGGCUCCGUCCUCCAAUAAUGACAAUGAUGAGGAUGGCCAGAACUCCACAGACUGUUGCGGGCUACACCAUUCCUCCUGGCCACCAAGUGUGCGUCUCUCCUACCAUCAACCACAGACUUAAAGACACUUGGGUUGAAAGAUUCGAUUUCAACCCAGAUCGCUAUCUUAAAGAUAACCCGGCUGCCCAGCAAAAGUUUGCAUUUGUACCUUUUGGUGCAGGUCGUCAUCGUUGUAUUGGGGAAAAUUUUGCAUAUGUACAGAUCAAGACAAUCUGGUCUACUUUAAUCCGUUUGUAUGAAUUUGAUCUUGUUGAUGGAUACUUUCCAGUAGUGAACUACACAACCAUGAUCCAUACCCCUACUAACCCAGUUAUCAGCUAUAAGAGGCGAAUGAAAUGAGAAAUGGACUAAUAAAAGUUAAUCUUGCUGUUCUUCAGUGACUUGUUUAUGCCAUCAAAUGAUUUCACUGGUCUAUUGUAUGAAAUUUCAUUCAACUAAUUUAGUACUGAUUUUAUAAUUACUGUUAAUUUAUUUUUAAAUUGAAGAUGCUAGUAAUUGGGAUCAGAUGGUGGUCUGGUGUCUCUGCUCGUGAACUGCAGUUGGAUCCCCAAAACAACAAAUGGGUUGAGUCUCUUACCUGAGCACUCAAAGGCAACAGCUGAUUGAAUCUUGUAUUACUUCCAUCCACUGAUAAUUCAAUACUUAUUUUAAAUGUUAUUAGAGAAAUGUAGAGAACAUAUGUUGCAUUUUUUUGAUGGGUAUUUGUAUGAAAAUUAGGGAGUGAAGUUUGCUUUUAAAUUGUGGUAUAGCUUACAGUUUGUAGAAAAUGUGUACUUUAGCUUGGGAGAGAUAAUUAUGGUUAUGACUUUGUAGCUACUCAAAAUGGGAUUGCUUGAGGCUUUGAGCUUUAAAACUGUUUUCUCAUUUAAGUUCAAAACAUGCCCAUUUUUGUGAAUGUAAUUGUUUGUAAUAUGUACAGAAGAUCAUGUUAUAUUGUUUUGUUGUAUUAUUUUAAAACUGAUUAUAUAGCACCAAGAUCGAUCAUUUGUCUCAGCAAGUUAAUGGCAUUGUUUAUACUCCAUCCCUCAGCUAGCCUCAAAUGAAGAAUAGUCAUUUUGAAAACUCAUGAGCAACAGCAUGCCCAGUUGGUGUGGUUAUUGGAAAUCAGUCUUUUAAUGCGUUGGUUUGAAUCUUAAGAAGUAAAAACAAAAGUACAAAGCAUAACAUGGUUAAUCACUGAAGUCUUCAAUUGUAGUAAAUUCAUGAAAGCAUGUCACUUAUUUAGUGUUCGUAUUUUAUAAUAGGUUAAAACAAUCUAUUGCAUUUUACCUACAUUCUCCCCAAAUCAGAAAACAUGGGCAGGGUAGCAGGAAGGCAGAUCUAUAAAUCUGUUAAAAACAACCACAGAUUCGACAAUUCAAGAAGCGACUAUGGGCUGAUCCCCAAGGAGGAGUGUUGAGAUUCUAGGACCCUGUGUUCUAAGUACAAGAAAGCCU
Molecule: messenger RNA, 2891 nt
Organism: Pristis pectinata (smalltooth sawfish)
Lineage: Eukaryota; Metazoa; Chordata; Chondrichthyes; Rhinopristiformes; Pristidae
Gene: cyp51a1
Product: lanosterol 14-alpha demethylase
Exons: 10
Coding region: 292-1794 (500 amino acids)
Molecular function (GO): iron ion binding; monooxygenase activity; oxidoreductase activity, acting on paired donors, with incorporation or reduction of molecular oxygen
Source: RefSeq, a predicted model, not a curated record